This is a messenger RNA of Rotaria sp. Silwood1, 354 nucleotides long. The record is from the annotation of a GenBank genome assembly. NCBI's taxonomy places the organism in Eukaryota, Metazoa, Rotifera, Eurotatoria, Philodinida, Philodinidae.
AUGACGGAUUACGGCAUCGUUUUUCAACGUUUUACAUCGUUAUUACGCCGUUUAAGGCCAUUUACGACGCCAUAUUAUUGGACCUGGGAUCUCGAUUGGACGUAUCGAGAAAUGAAACAUUUACUUUCACUUCAAAAUCUUAUUGUGGAUCAUCCAGUAUUUAAAAACAAAUCAAAUAAUCCAAAACCAGCACAACUUCAAAACAAUAAUAAUAACAAUGAAGAUGAUAAAAAAUCAGAUAAAAAGGAUGAUAACAUUACUGGUAUUGGUAAUACGAUUAUUACUUCACGUGUAUCACCAACAACAACAGUAAAUGAUACAACUGCUGAUGACGAUAAUAAUGACGAAGAUUAA